Messenger RNA from Sipha flava (yellow sugarcane aphid), 3457 nucleotides. It is a transcript of the gene AP-1gamma, whose product is annotated as AP-1 complex subunit gamma-1. The record is from RefSeq and is a predicted model, not a curated record. Gene Ontology annotation, cellular component: membrane coat; Golgi apparatus; AP-1 adaptor complex. NCBI's taxonomy places the organism in Eukaryota, Metazoa, Arthropoda, Insecta, Hemiptera, Aphididae. Gene Ontology annotation, biological process: receptor-mediated endocytosis; intracellular protein transport; Golgi to vacuole transport. The transcript is spliced from 17 exons. Gene Ontology annotation, molecular function: clathrin-cargo adaptor activity. The coding region runs from base 612 to 3239 and encodes 875 amino acids.
CCGUUUUACGGCCCGCGAUAGCAGCGUUGUUGUGUACUAUGAAACAGGAUCGAGUGUGUGCAAGAGUAAGAGCGUAAAAGAAAGAGUGAGUGAGAAGGAGCGGAUGAGUGAGAGGGAGCGGGUGAGUGAGAGAGAGAGAGUAAGCGAGAGAGAAAGAGAGAGAAUAACAAAUGUAUCACGGUCGCACCUGUUUGAUAAAUUUUUCCGAAUUAAAACCCAUGGAAUAUCGCCGCCGCCGUCGCGUCAACAACGAUAACAAUGCCUUAACGAUGACUGUACCGUCGCGUUAAUGUGCUGCUACUGCCGUUGCCUGUCACGUUAAACGUGUUAAUAAAACAAUCUACGGUUACGUACGCAUGCUUGCGCGUGUAGAAUUUACUACACGCGGGCUAUCGGCGAACGAAUGUUUUAUGACACGAAUGCAGAAAAACGACGAUAGAUAAGGGCGCCGCCGCUGUCGCGUUGUUCGCCGUCGUAUCUCUUGUGCUUACGACGCUAUCCAAGAAGGACGAAAGGACACGAAUAGUCGUCGUCGAAAGGUGAAUAUUAUAACAGUUAUGUAUGUAUUGCUCGGACUUCAACUUACCAAUUAGAUACUUCACGGUUUCAAAAUGAACAACUCUUCUGACCCUGGAUUCUAUCCAGCAUUUAAUAUUGCUAAUAUAAGACAAGUUUUUAAUGAAGCUGUUGAAAAAGUUCGUAUGCCAACUCCUAUGCGGUUAAGAGAUUUAAUCAGACAAAUAAGAGCAGCACGUACUGCAGCAGAAGAAAGAGCUGUUAUUAAUAAAGAAUGUGCUGAUAUAAGAACUUCAUUUCGAGAUGAAGAUAGUGUUUGGAGAUGUCGAAAUAUUGCAAAAUUAUUGUAUAUUCAUAUGCUUGGAUACCCAGCACAUUUUGGUCAGUUAGAAUGUCUGAAACUAAUAGCAUCACCAAGAUUUACCGAUAAACGAAUAGGUUAUUUGGGUGCCAUGUUAUUAUUGGAUGAACGACAAGAUGUACAUCUUCUUAUUACAAACUGUUUAAAAAAUGACCUGAACAGUUGUACUCAAUUCGUUGUAGGGUUAGCAUUAUGCACUCUUGGUGCUAUUGCAUCUCCUGAAAUGGCUAGGGAUCUUGCAACUGAAGUAGAACGUUUAAUGAAAUCCCCAAAUACAUACAUUAGAAAAAAGGCUGCAUUAUGUGCAUAUAGAAUUGUACUCAAAGUCCCAGAACUAAUGGAGAUAUUUUUGCCAGCCACUAGGUCAAUGCUUUCAGAGAAAAAUCAUGGUGUUCUUAUUACUGGUGUUACAUUAAUAACUGAAAUGUGUGAACGAAGUAUUGAUACUUUACAACAUUUUAAAAAGGUGGUUCCAAACUUAGUAAGAAUUUUAAAAAAUUUAAUACUAGCUGGCUAUUCACCCGAACACGAUGUUUCUGGAGUGAGUGACCCUUUCUUACAAGUAAAAAUAUUAAGACUGCUUAAAAUACUUGGUAGAAAAGAUCCAGAAGCUUCUGAAACUAUGAAUGAUGUUCUUGCACAAGUAGCAACAACAACUGAAACUAAUAAAAAUGUUGGAAACACAAUUUUAUAUGAAACUGUGUUAUCAAUUAUGGACAUUAAAUCUGAAUCUGGGCUCAGAGUACUAGCCAUUAAUAUUUUGGGUAGAUUUUUAUUAAACACUGAUAAAAAUAUCAGAUAUGUUGCUUUGAACACAUUGUUAAAAACUAUUAACUUAGAUAUGACUGCUGUCCAAAGACACAGAACUACUAUAAUUGAGUGCCUGAGACAAGAUCCAGAUGUGUCCAUAAGAAGAAGAGCACUAGAGUUAAGCAUAGCUCUAAUCAACUCCCAUAAUGUUUUGACCAUGACUAAAGAAUUACUUGCAUUUUUGGAAACAUCUGAACCUGAAUUUAAAGCUCAGUGUUCUUCUAGUAUAGUAUUGGCUGCUGAAAAAUUUGCUCCAAAUACUCGAUGGCAUUUAGAUACUUUAAUUAAAGUUCUUGUGGCAGCUGGUAAUUAUGUUAGAGAUGAUGUUGUCUCUAGUACAAUACAGUUAGUAUCUGAAUCUGGUGCUCAACAUGGUGGAUACAUGGCUUCAAAACUAUGGAUAGAAUUGGAAAAAGACACAAGUGAUAAACAGCCAUUAAUUCAAGUAUCAACUUGGACAAUUGGAGAAUUUGGUGAUAUGUUAUUACAACAGUCCGAUGAACAUGCUGUUACUGUGUCAGAAGAAGAUAUUCUUCGAGUAUAUCAUAAAUUAAUGUGGAGUCCUCAAAACAAUAUAGUUUCAAAACAAUAUACAUUAAAUUCACUUAUGAAACUAAGCACACGUAUUAAAGUCAAUGUAGAUAAAAUUCAUGAAAUGGUAGCAUCUUUUACUACACAUAUGCAUACUGAUUUGCAACAACGUGGAAUUGAAUAUAAUCAGUUAUUCAACAGAUAUGAUCCAAUGCGAGAUGGUCUUUUAGAAAGAAUGCCUGCCAUGGAAUCGAAUAGAACUCAGAGGUCACAAUGGAAUGAAACUAUUGAAAACAUUCCAUCACCUAAUGAUUUACUUGUCACAGAUGUGUCAAACACUGAGACCAAUGAUUCUAAUGCAUUGUUAGUACUGCUAGAAGGUUCAAAUGGUGAAACCGAGUUGAUUUCAAAUCAAAAUUCAGUAACACCUGCAACUACUAGUGAUACUCAAGAUUUGUUGGAUCUCUUAGGUGGUUUAGAUUUAAGUAAUCAGCCCAUGCAACCAUUGAACAAUCUUACACCAGAAAUUAGUUCUACUAAUGGAUCAAGUAUUAAUACAAAUAAUAAUUUACUUGACUCAUUAUGUUUAGGUGAAUCAUCAAUAGUUAAUACCAAUAAAGUGAAGAGCCCUGGCACUGUAACUGCUUAUGACCAAAAUAAUUUACUCAUUACAUUAUUAGUUGAAAGAGAUCAGAUGAAUAUUGAUUCAAAUACUGUGAACAUGACUGCUUACAAUAAUGGAUCAUUUACCAUUAAUGAAUUUCUUUUUCAAGCAGCUGUUCCUAAAACUUUCCAAUUACAAAUGUUACCUCCAUCAUCAAAUUCAAUUGAACCUGGUUCGUUUUUGACUCAAUUGAUGCGAGUAUCAAAUGUGUCUAAAAGCCAAUUAAGAAUGAGAAUUCGACUCUCAUAUACCACCAAUGGUGUAUUAAAGCAAGACCAAACCGAAGUGAAUAAUUUUCCAACACCACCAGAUACAUUUGGAACAUCCACAUUGAACCUUUGGUCUGAGAAUCAAUGACAUAAAGUAUUAGUGGCCAUUGGCUAAUAAAAUUAAUUAGUGGAGACUGUUUGGAGAUCGUUGGAUGAUCAUUUAUAGGUGUUUAAAUUUUUGUCAAUUUUUUGAGAGAAAUUUGAAUUUGUUUACAUUCAUCAAAAACACCUUUUUAUUAUAAGUGUUAAUUUUUUUAAUAACACUUGGAAUUGUAACAAUGACUUUAACUAUUUAUAUAAUUAGCU